This is a messenger RNA of Clarias gariepinus (North African catfish), 3001 nucleotides long. It is a transcript of the gene lpar2a, whose product is annotated as lysophosphatidic acid receptor 2a. The coding region runs from base 256 to 1365 and encodes 369 amino acids. NCBI's taxonomy places the organism in Eukaryota, Metazoa, Chordata, Actinopteri, Siluriformes, Clariidae. The record is from RefSeq and is a predicted model, not a curated record. Gene Ontology annotation, cellular component: membrane. Gene Ontology annotation, molecular function: lysophosphatidic acid receptor activity. Gene Ontology annotation, biological process: G protein-coupled receptor signaling pathway. The transcript has 3 exons.
GCGCAGGUUCAGAGGCGAUAGAUCGCGUCCUGGCGACUCGUCAGCGCAGAGCUCGAGCACCGAGUGGCGGCUCCGCUCCUCUCCGCUUCCACUGCUCCGGUUAUAUGGAUGUGUCUGGACGGAAGUAGAGUUACCGGGAGGACAGAACCCAGCUUUACCUUACUGACCAGAACCUUUAGUCUUCACCAUUUGCCUGGAUGUCCUCAAUCGAUGGAGGGAGAAUUGCUCCCACCGAAAAGUGGAAUAUAGCACACAAUGACUUUUCCAAUGCUGAACACCUCUAUGUCAGCCAUGUUGCCAGAUGAUCUUAAGUGCGACGGAGGCGUGAAAAACGUUUCAUUUUUCUAUGCAGUUAGAAACAAGAACAUCAGCGCAGAAUGGAAGACAAGGGACUUUGUGGUGGUGGGAAUUGGAGUCCCUGUUUGCAUCUUUAUCCUCCUCGCCAACUUGCUGGUUAUGGUGGCCAUCGUCAUAAACCGGCGCUACCACUUCCCCAUCUAUUACCUGUUGGGUAACAUGGCGGCCGCGGAUCUGUUCGCCGGCAUCUCCUACCUCAACCUCAUCUUUCACACGGGGCCGUGGACCAUCGGGCUCACAAAGAUGGAGUGGCUCGUGCGAGGAGCGCUGAUUGAGAUGAGUCUAAUGGCAUCUGUGGUGAACCUGCUGGCUGUGGCGUGGGAGAGACACCAGAGCAUCUUCACCAUGCAGCUCCACAGCACCAUGUCCAACCGGCGCGUGCUGCUUUUCAUCGUUGGUAUCUGGGUCAUAGCCAUUGUCAUGGGCCUCGUCCCGACCAUGGGCUGGAACUGCGUGUGCGACCUUAAGUCCUGCUCCACUGUGGCGCCGCUCUACUCCCGCAGCUUCCUGGUGUUCUGGGCUGUGCUCAACCUCAUCACCUUCUCCAUCAUGGUGGCCAUAUACACCCGUAUCUUCAUCUAUGUUCGCCGGAAAAGCCAAAGCACGCUACCGUAUACACUCAGCGUCAGGCAGAAUGACACGCUCGUCAGCCUGAUGAAAACAGUCUCAAUGAUUUUGGGUGCCUUUGUGAUCUGCUGGACCCCCGGGCUGGUCAUCCUGCUGCUGGACGGGUUGGAGUGCACAGGCUGCCAGGUGCUGAAAUACGAGAAGUACUGCCUGGUCCUGGCUGAGUGCAACUCCCUGGUGAACCCAAUCAUCUACUCAUGCCGCGACGAGGACAUGAGGAACACGUUUAAGCGCAUCCUGUGUUUCCUGUGUCGGCGGGACAGGGAGCAGGAGGUCGAGCCGGGCGCCAUACACUCGGACACUUUGAAAUCAGAGAGGCUGUUGAUGGAGAAAUGCUCAGACAACUAUAACCACAACCACAGAGAACGCUCGUCUUCCUGAACUCUGGGUUUAGUCAAAAAGGCUGCAAGACUUGAAUGUACUGUGUCCGAGUGUGUGCUUCUGUGAACGGCACAAGGAACAUGUAAAUGUAGCGGGUGAUUCGAUUUGUACGCGUCACAUCCCUCACGUUGCUUAUGCAACAAAUUUCUCUUCGCUCUCGACAUCCAAGAUCUAAGGUUAUCCGUUGUUUAGUUCUUUAGAAAUAAAUGUCAUAUGACUAUCUCUACCCUGAUUAUUUUACUUAGAACCCUGAUGUUUUAUUCAUUUUACACCAAAGCAAAGGAUUUACUGACAAUCAUUUCAUAACUUCACAUAAUUGUAACAAGUGCAUUAAUAUAAACCUGAGAGUUGCACUGUAAAUUUUUAACUGCCAUGGUUCAGUUUCAGAAAACUAAUCAAUCAGAUUUUAGAGCUAAACACCACUGUGGUAUUAAAAGCUAUAGAAGAAAAUAGGAAGUAAAACGAGACAACUGGCAAAUGUUCAGCAAGACCAAUUGAUAAAAUAACUCCACCCGGUCCUCCUUUAUAUAUGAGGAAAAGUCCAAAAUUAUUCACACUCUGGCUGUAGAAUAUUUUUAAGUAACAUUUGGAAAAGACAAAUGCAUAUUUUUUUAUUUUUUAUUUUUUUUUUUUACAUAAUUUCCUCCUUUAAAUGUUUUAGGCUGUUGGGUGUGCUAUGAAUGCAUGCACUGCUUUAACACCUCAAAGAGUUUCAACAUUGUGGGCUGAAGUGUGCGGACAUGCAUUGUCAUGCAAGAUCACAACGCCGUCCUCUGCAUUUAAUCCGUUUAAGCUUCAGGUCUUUAAUAAGCAUCUCACUGUAAAUUUCCAGCUGAUGUUUAACUUUUGAAUUUUUUCUUGGUUGGCGAUUGGUGAUGUUUCCGUUCCAUACUCUUAGGCUUGCAGUGAUGAAUCCAUGUUUCUCACCAAUAAUGAUUAACUUUAAUCUUACUUAAAAUAUCACUCCAUUUUGUGUUUGCAGAUAUUCAAACACCGCCAGGAGUCGUUUUAGUACCAGGCACACCCGCAGACCACAAACACAAAAUAAAUCACUGCACGCUGCUCUUCUUUCCUGUUAAUCAGAAGUGAGGCAUCAAUUUUGCUUGCACUGCAGUUACAAAUUAACUAUUGUAACGCGGAAUGGAAAGCACAGGUUACAUAAGAAUGUAACCGGAGUUCGGAUAAUUUUUGACUUACCCUCGUAAUUUCAAAUCAUGCUUAAAAAAAAAUCAAAAACCCAUAGCUGACACGUAACAAUGUCUGCAUCAGGUUUGACACCCUGUAUACAAUCACUGUAGUCCCUCACUGUCCCUGAAAACAGUUUUUGAAAAAGUUUUCGUGCCCUGUACAGUCGUGUUGUACCAUUAUCACAAGAAACUGCACUUUUUGUCAUAGUGUCGACAGAUCCUUAUUUUAAUAACAAACAUCUUUUAAGUUAAAUGGUUGUCUCAGUUUCGUUAAAUUGCAUCUAAAAAAAAAGCAUACUAGCAAAUAAAAAACAGCUACGAUUAUGGCUCUACAUGCUGUUUAUAUAAUGUCAAGUAUUGGGAAAUUUUAUGAUUAAAUUAUUGCUGUAUAGCAUACUCACCCUUUGUGCAAACAAUUCUGCUAUCAUAUAAACAUUGACAUUUCAACA